Molecule: messenger RNA, 4019 nt
Organism: Chara braunii
Lineage: Eukaryota; Viridiplantae; Streptophyta; Charophyceae; Charales; Characeae
Source: the annotation of a GenBank genome assembly
GAGAAGAGAGGAAGAACAUGUAAAUAAAAGAGAAAAGGCGGAAGGUACUUGUGUGUCACCGUCGCGUGCCGUCUGUCUUAUAUCUUCGAUCUCACCUCAGUGUGUAUUUGAUCUUCUAUCCAAUCUUAUUGAUUUCUCGUAUUCCGUUCAUUCGAUUCAUGCGAUCGACGGCGGCACUAGAUGUGUAGGUGGUUUCACUCAGCGAGAGAGCGCUUGUAGGCUGAAAGAAAAGGCGGGAAAGAUCUUUCUUGUGGAACGAUUUUAGCGCGGGAGUUGUUCAGUGGAGGACUACUGUAGGCGGGAAGAAGGAAGGGAGGCAGAUCGUUCUUGUGGCACCUCGGCGGUUGUUGAGGCGGACUUGUGUUUUUUUUUCGUCCUUCCUUUUUGCGACUUGCUUCUUCUCCGGCGGGUGCGGAGGCGAACUGCGCGCCAUUCUCCGGCGGGUGCGGAGUCGAACUGCGCGCCAUUCUCGGAGGGGGGAGAGAGGCAGUGGUGAGCGCAAGCCGUCGAAGUCGGGGAAUCAGAAAGUGCAUGUUGGUGGCGAGCAGGUAUAUAAUAGGAGAGUGAAAGAUAGUAAGGGCAUUGAUAGAGAGGGUUGUGGAAGUGGGGUGAGUACUAGUUGUUUAACGGGUGACAGAGUCCAUCUACAGGAGAAGGAGCUUGUAGGGUAAUCGAAAGGUAGUGGCAAUGGGGCGGUCGCCCCUUAGAAUGGCGGCUCUCGCCGCAUUCGUCGUCUUCGCCGUCCUGUCCUGCGCCAGAGAUGUGAGUGGGAUUGGAUGCCCAGCAAAUAGCUCAGCCGAUUCGUUGCGUAUGGUCGCUGAGUACAUGCUUCACAGGCCGGCUGAGACCUUCGGGGAACUCUAUUUCGAUGAAUUGCGAAGUGCACUGCUCUUCACUGUCAACUCGGAAGUGUGGCGGAUUCCAAUAGACUCGACAUCCACUCAGGUUUUCGUGUGCAACUCCUCGGCGCAAUCAUACGAAAAUGCGAAGGAGUUCGCUGUUGAUAUAACUUCUGGGGUUGUCCAUGUGGGAGCCACCGAAGCGUGGUACAGCCCAGUCCUCUAUUCGAUCGACUACAAUGGCUUGCAACUGGAGAUGAAGGGUAAGGUCUCCCUCGGCGGCUUUGUAGGACAGUGGGCCGGCUCUCCCACCUGCGUGCUUUACGUCAAUUCCACGAAAACGAUUGUCACAGUGUUCCGACAGUCGGGGGUUGUCGUCCUGAACGGAUCGAAUCCUUACCAACCUCAACCGCUUACGUCCAUUCAGGCCGCAUCUUUCGGAGGGGCAAAUUUGACGUCAUGUAUUCUUGAUGAGCGGUCAAACAAAGCCUAUAUUAUCGGGCAAAAUUUCAGCUCCACUCUGGUCAUCACCUUGGAGUUGGGAUCAUAUGUGAUCUCUAGCACGCAGGCGCUUCGUCCUGAGAUGUCCGGCGCUAUGGAGACGAUUGGUGUUGUGUCUCCUGAUAACAACAAGCUGUAUUUGGCCAAUUCCAACUUCAGUCAGUUCGUUCAGGCUGACCCAAAUAUGGUUUCCGCGGGGAUGUACGUGAACUACACUGCUCCUGGUGCUUACUUCCAUUCAGUAGCUACAGAUCCGUUCCGCAAGCUCAUCUACUACUUCUCUUCAGACACCACCGCUCCCAUUUUCAGUCUGCGAUCGUAUGAGAACAUCCCUCCACUGGGCCCCACACGCAUCCUGCCCCUCUUCUACACUCCUGCUACAAGCCUUCCGCUCACCUACAUCGGCAGGAACCUGACCGUUUACAAGGCUACAUUCGCUAAGUAUCAAGACCUUGCGUUCUUCGUCACGGACCCACGGGGUCCUUCUCACGGCGCUAACGUUGUGGCGGUUAGCACUUCCUCCUGCCCUGAUGGAAACUCUGUCUGUGCAAGUGUCACUCAGGGCAAUUGCGGCUGUUACGCCAAUCCUUACUCUGUGUAUGCCACUGCUGACGUCUCAUGCAGCGCCUGGUAUAAUUACACUGCUCGUGACGCUUAUCCCACCAUACCAUGCGCCUUCCGUCGCUGAUAUCCUUGUCCCGUUGUUUUUAUCUCCAUCGUUCACGUAUGUUUGCACCCAUUCCACUUUCGUUGAAGAUUGAUUCCCCCUCUGCCAUCCUCAUCUCCGUCAAUCAAGACACUUCCUUGUGCCUCUCCGUGGCCCAUUGGUCACUAUUUUUCUUCUCAUAACGCGGGCCAUACCUGAUUCUGUGUGUGUGUGUGUGUGUGUGUGUGUGUGUUGUAUCCACUAAACACAGCUCCUGUGUAUCUGUGGGCAUGCAUACCUCUCUUGCCUGUGCGCAUUCAUUGAGCUCUCUCUCUCUCUCUCUCUCUCUCUCUCUCUCUCUCUCUCUCUCUCUCUCUCUCUCUCUCUCGCGCGCGCGCGCGCGCGCGCGUCUGUGUCUCUUCUCUCUCUCACUCAGACGCACUCUGGGCUGAUUGUGGCGAUGGGUGCUGGUGUUGGUAGGGCGGAAGAAUGGCCGUCUGUGGGUCGAGUAGUAAAGGAAAGCACCCUUCCCUCUCUCUGUUCACUCUUAUCUCUUACGGGCUGGUUUCUCAUGGAGGUCUGUCUGGCAUUGGUGCUUUUGCCUCUGGUGGGCAGACCGAGGAUUCCUUGUCUGUGACAUACUUGUUGAUCAGAAGGGAAGAUGAGGACCAAGUAUACUAUAUUUUUAUUAUGAAGGAAGGAAUAUGAUGACUUGAAGUGCCAACUUGUUUUUUCCUUAUAGCGUAUCUGCAGUGAGAUAAGCUGAAGUAGUACCAUCAUCAAAUCUUGGGGAAGGAUGUAAAUUGCCUGUCACCGGGAAGAUGAGGACCAAGUAUACUAUAUUUUUAUUAUGAAGGAAGGAAUAUGAUGACUUGAAGUGCCUACUUGUUUUUUCCUUAUAGCGUAUCUGCAGUGAGAUAAGCUGAAGUAGUACCAUCAUCAAAUCUUGGGGAAGGAUGUAAAUUGCCUGUCACCGUUUUAGUCAUGAUGUUAGAUNGGGACCAAGAGAAACGGUCGGGGGGGGUGGUACUGUUGGGGCGGUGCAGUUCAAAGUGAGUUUUGCGGUUUGCACUUUUUUUUUUUCCCUUGUGCAUUGAGAGAGAGAGAGUCUUCUUCCAGGGCUAGCUUUGCUAGCAGCUGAGAGGUUUAUAUCCAGUGUUCGGAGUAGAGUGGUAGUGUAUGAUGAGGCGGAGGGAAAAAACUUGGAUUUUCUGGCAUACACAAUAUUGAUAGGAAGGGAGAGAGGAUUGAGAAAGCAGCAGCUUGUGACAUUGUGUUGGGAGUAGGAAUAUUUCCAAUGCAGCAAUAUUUGUUGCAGGCACGGGGGAUUAUGGGGGAUUAUGGGGGAUUAUGGUGUAUUUGUUGCUACAUAGUAAGAGGUAGGCUGACGGAAUGACGAGGGGAUAGAGAGAGCUGAGACUUGAGAGCAUGAAGUGUCGGAGGUUGGCUAUGUCUUCGAGUGCUGGGGCUAGACAUUUUGUAGAGGAAAGAGUUGGCGUUAGGUGCACAGUCGUUCACAUCCUAUUUUAUGAUAAAGGUGGGUGGGAGAUUGGUUUCCAUCACUGUACCUCGAAGAGCUGUAGUGGCAGAAAUAGGUGAUAACUUCUUUUGCUGUUGUAGAUGAAACUCAGGUGCGGCGCACUGUCGCUUUCCACUCCAGCAUUGGGACCAAGUUUCUGCCUGGCGUUUGGGUAUAAUCCUGUACGCCUGGCGUUUGCGUGUGAAUCAUCUACGCUCUUUAAGACGUUAUUUCCGCCUCUCUUUGCAUCCGUCAUGCUGUUGGGAAAGGCUUGAGCUGAGCUUAACUUCGAGGUGAGCUUAACUUGGAAGAAGAAACCUUUCUCUGGAGUGUUCUGGUGCAGAGUUGGUUGUCGUCGUUUGUACACCUGCACUGUCUGCACACAGUGGCAGAUGGGUUUACUCCCUUCCAGAAAGGGGAUUUCAGGUGUGCUUACUACCUGGCAGUGCCAAAAAAAGUGGGUGACUGUACGUAUCUGAUGGACCAGCGACAUUGAUGGGAAAGGUAUGAUCGG